This is a messenger RNA of Tripterygium wilfordii, 1813 nucleotides long. RefSeq lists its product as uncharacterized. The record is from RefSeq and is a predicted model, not a curated record. Bases 1 to 1128 code for a protein of 375 amino acids. The transcript is spliced from 6 exons. Lineage: Eukaryota; Viridiplantae; Streptophyta; Magnoliopsida; Celastrales; Celastraceae.
AUGGAUAUCGAUGACGAUGUGCGUGAGUUUCCAAUCCAUAGCGAUAUUCCAAGUGUAUAUGAAGCAUUUGGUAUUCAUAACUUGGAGCAUUAUCCAUGUUCUACAUUGGAUUUGGGGAAGAAGGAAACAGCUGUAAACGUGAUGAGACUGAAACUAAUGUCAAAUGUGGGGAAAGUAGGACUUCCAAUAAAAGGGAGACCAUUUUACCUCAGAGACAACAAACAAUUUUCUAUUGUUUUGUUACAACCCACUGGUGAGAAGUUGUCAGAAUUCUUGAAGCACAAAAACAACUACUUAAGGCUUUUCGAUUUUCCUACUAUUGGAGAGGCAAAUACCACUGGAUAUAGAUUGUCUACUUUUUUCAAGAAAUUAAUAUGGAAUGUAUGUAGGUUCAUCUUGAAAGUGGAUGAAUGUAAGUUACACUGCAAGCUUGAUUUGGAAAAUGUUUAUGUAUUUGAGACAAAUGGUGGCAGCGCCAUUCUUCAGUGGGGAAAUGUGGCAGACUUUGUAGAGCUCAUUGCUGACCAUUAUAACCAAGAGACACAAAGCUUGGUCUAUGACAGCGUGCAAGAUCGUGAAUUCAUGCAUAUUUUAGAUGUUCUUCGAUCUCAUCCCAACCGAGGGGUUAUUGUAGAUAAGCUAUUAAAUUCAUCCUUCUUUUGGGAUGAUACGGAGAAAAUAAUAUUUUUCAAGAAUAUGAGAGAUUAUUAUGCUUAUCGUAAAACGGAAUUGCUAAAGGGGUCAAAGAGUACGUUAAUGAAGUUUAAGAACUGGAAUUGGGUGAAGCAGCUUGAUUCUGUGGCUGAAUUGGCAACGUGGAAGACAAUAUGUGAUGGUAACAGUGAAGGGAAAAAAAAAACAGUGAAGAAAAAAACCUCCUGCGGAGCACCUUAUCCUCGAGGUCAAACAGUUCUAAUGAAAGAUUGUGUAGCUGUGUCAUAUUUGUGGGCAAUUCGUUUGCCCAUUUUCAUGGAGAUAAAGAGACUCAGGCACGAAUGCAGGCACAAAGUCGGGCACAGAGUUAUGCUGCAUUUCCUCGCUCUGACAUCGAUCUACUCAACGCAUACCAAUAUGCCAUGCCAGAGCUCUUUGCGGCCAUCGAUGAUCUCCUCUGGAAAAUACAGCUGAUAAGGUGAAGAUAUGCUUUAGGGAAGAGAUUAAUGUCCACAAAUUUUUCACUGGAUAUUCAAAUGGUCUAUUUUGACUUGAAAGAUCGGGCUCAAAUACUGAAAUUGAAAGAUUGGCCUCCUUCUGACCUAUUUGAGGAAGUCUUUCUUCGUCAUGAUGCUGAGUUCAAAUGCUGCUUACCUUUCAAGUAGUAUACAUAUCCUAAAAGAGGUGUUUUAAAUCUUGCGAUUACAUUACCUAAGAAUCCUUUGAAGCCUGACAUGGGGCCAAAGACGUAUAUUGCUUAUGGAGUUGCUCAAGAGCUUGGGCGUGCAGAUUCUCUGACUAAGUUUCACUGUGACGUGUCUGAUGCGGUAUGCUAGCCUUAUGUUCCAAUUGCAACUUGUCAGUUUGACUGUGGGCCUCCCGUGGUUUUGUAAUUUGUGUGAAAUGAAUUUGAUGAUAGUUAGUGGAUUGACAAUGUAUUCAUUUCUUGUAUUUCAUGCAUCCAUGCUUACGCCACCCACACACCCCUUUCUUACAUGAUCUCAGCCUCAGCACCAGUGUGAAAAUAGCUCACUUGUUGUACAGUGGUUGUUGGUUUAACUAGAAUAUUCUUGGAUCACAGUACUGAUUACCUGUGUAUGUUUUCAGUGCUGCAAUCUAGCCUCUUUGAAUGUUCAGAUGAUAAUACUGUUGUAAUUUA